Molecule: messenger RNA, 1393 nt
Organism: Candoia aspera
Lineage: Eukaryota; Metazoa; Chordata; Lepidosauria; Squamata; Candoiidae
Gene: ATP4B
Product: ATPase H+/K+ transporting subunit beta
Exons: 7
Coding region: 67-927 (286 amino acids)
Biological process (GO): sodium ion export across plasma membrane; intracellular potassium ion homeostasis; potassium ion import across plasma membrane
Cellular component (GO): sodium:potassium-exchanging ATPase complex
Molecular function (GO): ATPase activator activity
Source: RefSeq, a predicted model, not a curated record
UUGCCAAAUCCUUGGGCACCAGUAGAAGAGCUUGGUUUCCGCAGCUCCUAGAUCUCAAGGUGGAAAAUGGCAACUUUAAAUGAAAAGAAGACCUGCAGCCAAAGAAUGGAAAAUUUCCAGCGUUUUUUAUGGAAUCCAGACACAGGACAGUUAAUGGGAAGAACUUUGAUUAACUGGGUAUGGAUUAGUCUUUACUACGUUGCAUUCUAUGUGGUAAUGACUGGGCUGUUCUCACUUGCUAUCUAUUCUUUAAUGAGGACACUUAAUCCAUAUACACCGGACUAUCAAGAUCGAUUAAAAUCACCAGGAGUGACAUUACGACCAGAUGUAUAUGGAGAAAAAGGAUUGGAAAUUUACUAUAAUAUUUCUCAGCAGUCUUCCUGGGAUGGUUAUGUUUCAGCACUUCAGAACUUUCUUUCAGCAUACAAUGAAACUAUGCAAAAGGACAACAUCAACUGUACUCAGGGAAGUUAUUACUUCCAAAAGACAUUUGAUGCUCCAAAUAAGGAAAAAUAUUCUUGCAAAUUUACAAAAGAUAUACUUGAAAACUGCUCUGGCCUGACGGAUCCCACUUUUGGUUUUCCUGAAGGAAGCCCAUGCUUAAUAAUAAAGAUGAACAGAAUUAUCAAUUUUCUCCCUGGCAAUGGCACUGCACCAAGAGUGAACUGCACAACUCUGGAUGCCAGCCCACUUGAGGUAGCAUAUUAUCCUGCAAAUGGAACUUUUAGCCUUCACUACUUCCCUUAUUACGGACUUAAGGCCCAGCCUAACUACACUAAUCCACUGGUAGCAGUGAAACUUCUCAACAUUUCUUUAAACAAAGAAGUACACAUAGUAUGCAGAGUAAUCGGCACUGGAAUUACUUCAGAUAACCCACAUGAUCCAUAUGAAGGAAAAGUAGAAUUCAAACUUCGGAUACAAAAUUAAGCAGGGUUCAUAAAAAUUUUGCAUAGAGUAUUUAUGUGUCAUGUAAUUUUGUAUUUGUUAUUUGUAUGAUUUCAAUUUGAGUAAGUGUAUAGUUUAGAGCAAAAUUGGCCAUAACUUUAACAAUCAACUGUAUAAAGUUUCCUUUUCAGUAUCUAGUAUACUUUAUUAGAAAUGCUUUUGUGAUUUUUCCAUACCCUGAGAAUUCCAAACAUCUACCUGGUUUACUACACAUUUGUCAAUGGGAUAUGACUCCACUGGAGAUAUUUAAAACUAUGCAAUACAAAACUAUUUAUAUAUUGAAAAAAUAUUAAACAUAGUAAAUUACUUGUGGAAUAAUCCAUACAAUGAAUUGGGCAGGAAGAAAAACACUGCUUUGCCAUCUCAACGUAUUUCAAGAGGAAAAUAAGGACUAUUGUAUGAAAGAAACAUAUAAGGCAAAUGCUGGUAAAUCAAAUAUAGUUCCUGA